This is a messenger RNA of Arvicanthis niloticus (Nile rat), 1037 nucleotides long. It is a transcript of the gene Cd274, whose product is annotated as CD274 molecule. The record is from RefSeq and is a predicted model, not a curated record. Gene Ontology annotation, biological process: cell surface receptor signaling pathway; positive regulation of T cell proliferation; negative regulation of T cell proliferation. Gene Ontology annotation, cellular component: external side of plasma membrane. NCBI's taxonomy places the organism in Eukaryota, Metazoa, Chordata, Mammalia, Rodentia, Muridae.
CCAAGCCUUGAGCCAGGCUGCGCCUACUGUCGCCAGUCUCCUCGCCUGCAGAUAAUUCCCGAAACAUGAGGACAUUUGCUGUUAUUAUAUUCACAGCCUGCUGUCACUUGCUACGGGCAUUUACCAUCACGGCUCCAAAAGACCUGUACGUGGUGGAAUAUGGCAGCAAUGUCACGAUUGAAUGCAGAUUCCCAGUAGAACAGGAACUGGACUUGCUUGCAUUAGUGGUGUACUGGGAAAAGGAAGACAGGCAAGUUAUUCAGUUUGUGGAGGGAAAGGAGGACCUAAAGCCUCAGCACAGCAGCUUCAGGGGGAGAGCCUCGUUGCCAAAGGACCAGCUUUUGAAGGGAAACGCUGCACUUCAGAUCACAAACGUGAAGCUUCAGGAUGCAGGUGUUUACUGCUGCAUGAUCAGCUAUGGCGGCGCCGACUACAAGCGGAUCACAUUGAAAGUUGAUGCCCCAUACCGCAAAAUCAACCAAAGAAUUUCCGUGGAUCCAGCCACUUCUGAGCAUGAACUAAUAUGUCAGGCUGAGGGUUACCCAGAAGCUGAAGUAACCUGGACGAACAGUGACCACCAGUCCCUGAGUGGGAAAACAACUGUCACCACUUCCCAGACAGAGGAGAAGCUUCUCAAUGUGACCAGCAGUCUGAGGGUCAACGCGACAGCUAACGAUGUUUUCUACUGUACUUUUUGGAGAUUACAGUCAGGGGAAAACCAUACAGCUGAGCUGGUCAUCCCAGAACUACCUACAACACGUAUCCCACAUAACAGGACUCACUGGGUGCUUCUGGGAUCCGUCCUCUUGUUCCUCGUUGCAGGGUCCACGGUCCUCUUCUGCUUGAGAAAACAAGUAAGAAUCCUAGAUGUGGAAAAAUGUGGCAUCGAAGAUACAAACUCAAAAACCCAAAAUAAUACACAAUUCGAGGAGACGUAAGCAGUGCUGAACUCUCUGAUCGUCGAGGCGGGAUUGGCAGCUUGUAGUCUGUGAAAGAAGGGUGCCCAUGGGACAUGGGUUCAAGGACUCAAAAUGGAA